AUGUUCAUCCUCAUUCAUGCCUUGUCCAUUGUGACUCAUAUUAUCAGACUGUUUACUCACACCCUUCCUCACACUCCUCCAGAAAUCUCUCACUCUUCCCCACACUCCUUCACCCACACAUGCGGCCUGCCCAACAGAAAGAUGCGCCUCGUGGGGGGGAGUUGGUCCGAGAUCAACGAGUACCCCUGGAUGGUGGCACUGCUGUACAAGGGCCACUUCUACUGCGGUGGCACUCUCAUCAGUGACAGAUAUGUGCUCACGGCGGCGCACUGCAUCGAGGGCGUGAACGUGAACAACCUGCGCGUGAUGGUGGGCGACCACGUGCGCAGCUUCCCGAUCGAGACCAAGAGCCGCGACUACCAGGCCGUCUACUCCGUCUACCACCACGAGUUCAACCGAUCCACUUACAACCACGACAUCGGCCUGGUCAAGCUCGGGCAGAAGGUGGAGUAUAAGUGGUACUCGAGGCCCGCGUGUCUGCCGCAGCCAAACUUUGGUUGCACUUUUCUAGUGUUUUGCCUGCACCUUCAGAGCUUUGAUUCUGCAUUUAAUACGAGAUACAGUUGGCAUAGUCUUUCAACCCUGGCAGUUAAGGGUUUUUUGGCCUCUUGGUCCGAAAUCCAGUAUGAUUGGUACCCCGCUACCCAUUCUCCUCCACAAGGUGUAGUACAAAAGUCCUACAGCUACAGCCUCUAUGACUAA
Molecule: messenger RNA, 702 nt
Organism: Penaeus indicus
Lineage: Eukaryota; Metazoa; Arthropoda; Malacostraca; Decapoda; Penaeidae
Product: ovochymase-2-like
Exons: 6
Coding region: 1-702 (233 amino acids)
Biological process (GO): proteolysis
Molecular function (GO): serine-type endopeptidase activity
Source: RefSeq, a predicted model, not a curated record